ACAUUCGCAGUUCAAAGAAGUAGUGAAAUAAACAUCGUUGUUUCAUGUGGAUUUCUUUGUGAAGAUUGGAGAGAUUGUUCUGUGAUUGUUGUGGACAAUGGCACAGUUUUAUCAUUAAACGAAAGAAUCCUUGGAGUAUGCCUCUCCCUCGGGUGUACGAAGGCUGCAAUUACCUUCGUCAACGGCUGAUCUUGUCGACGCUGAGUGGAUGUCCUGUGAGAAUCAAGAAUAUUCGAGCAAAAGAAGACACUCCUGGAAUCCAAGAUUUCGAAGCAAGUUUUAUCCGCUUGCUUGACAAACUGACGAAUGGAUCACGCAUUGAAAUCAAUGAGACUGGUACCAGUCUGAGUUAUCACCCUGGCCUGAUAAGUGGUGGGCAAAUCACACACGAAUGUAGCCUGCAGCGUGGCAUUGGCUACUACCUGGAGGCGAUCAUUUGCCUUGCUCCCUUCUCUAAGGCACCAUUCAAUGUAACACUACAUGGCAUCACGAAUGGGGGUGAUGACCCGUCCGUGGAUGUUAUCCUCAAGGCCAUGCUGCCACUGUUCAAGCACUUUAUGAUCACUGAGAAGUUAGACAUGAAGGUGGUGCAUCGAGGCGCUCCGCCUAAUGGUGGUGGUCAGAUUGUGUUCACGUGCCCGAUCGUGCGGCACUUGCGUGCAGCGUCCUUGCUCAAGCCUGGCCGGGUAAAGCGAAUCCGUGGCUUAGCUUAUGCUCUCCGCAUGUCGCCCGCCAUGGGAAACCGCGUUGUGGAAGGUGCACGCUCGGUGCUGGACAAGUUCCUCAAGGACGUGUACAUCUUCACCGAUCACCACAAGGGUGCGACGUCUGGAAAGUCGCCUGGGUUUGGUCUCAGCCUGGUUGCCGAGACGACGGAUGGUGUCCUGUACAGCGUGGAGGAUAGCUCUCGGCCUCCCGGCACUGGAGAUAUAACUGUGCCAGAGGACCUUGGCCAGUCUGUAGCCCGGCAACUUGUUGAGACAGUAUGGCAGGGAGGGUGUGUUGAUCCAAGAAGUCAAAGCUUCUUUCUUCUUAUGAUGGCACUCAGUCCACAAGACGCGUCACAGGUGUGCCUUGGCAGUCUCACUCCGUAUACUGUUGAGUUCCUUCGGCACAUGAAAGACUUCCUUCAAGUUGUGUUCAAAAUCGAGCCACUAGAAGCGUAUGAAGCUCGGCAAAGUGAAGACGCAACGCCAAUGUCGAUUGCAGCUGCCAGCAGUGCUGCAGCUGGAAAAGAAGGUGCUGCCCUCUAUGUCCUGUCCUGUAAGGGAAUUGGAUAUACAAAUAUGAGCAAAACAAUAAGAUAACGCAGUGCCUCCACGCUGUGUGUGUAUAUACUCAAAAUAAGAUAGCAGUCUUUGUGGGAUGUUCUUCUGCUCCACCACCGAGGGAUCCUGUAUGGCCAACACUCACUCGUUUAUGUUUAGCUUUGUACAUAGAUUCUGUCUGCGUAUGUUUUUAACGGCGUAUACGGCGUAUUUUGUGUUUGUACAGUUCUGUUUCUAAUGUGCCGCUCUUCUCUUGUAUAUAGCAUUCUUUUUUGUCAUGUCCUUUGGUGUUGUCUAUUUUGUACUGAAGUACUUGAAGUAGGAGAACUGUGCCGCUUGACUUUUUUUUGUCUUUUGGAGGUAGAGGACGUAUUUACAUGGGCAUAGUCUUGCACAUGCUUGCAAGCCCACUCAGUCUGAGCUGGUGCGUCAGACGCUAACAUAGAUUUUAUGUGCAGAUCUGUGCCUCUGCCAUCCGGAUCAAGCUGUUGCUCGUAAAUCUACAGUGGCCAUGAGUACUGGCAUUCCUGUAUGAACACUAUAAUUGUAGUGUUCUGUUCUGCACGUGGUUCAACUGCACCAGUAUACUACAUCAGAUCCUA
Sycon ciliatum is the source of this 1870-nucleotide messenger RNA. RefSeq names its product RNA 3'-terminal phosphate cyclase-like protein. Gene Ontology annotation, molecular function: RNA endonuclease activity. The transcript has 8 exons. Bases 138 to 1307 code for a protein of 389 amino acids. Gene Ontology annotation, biological process: endonucleolytic cleavage of tricistronic rRNA transcript (SSU-rRNA, 5.8S rRNA, LSU-rRNA); ribosome biogenesis. Gene Ontology annotation, cellular component: nucleolus. The record is from RefSeq and is a predicted model, not a curated record. Lineage: Eukaryota; Metazoa; Porifera; Calcarea; Leucosolenida; Sycettidae.